This is a messenger RNA of Sclerotinia borealis F-4128, 750 nucleotides long. The record is from the annotation of a GenBank genome assembly. Lineage: Eukaryota; Fungi; Ascomycota; Leotiomycetes; Helotiales; Sclerotiniaceae.
AUGCCCCUCUCCACCCCCCACCUCUUCACCCUCGCCAUCGCCCUCCGCCUAACCCUCUUCUUCUACGGCCUCUACCAAGACGCGCACUCCCCCUUAAAAUACACCGACAUCGACUACCAAGUUUUCACCUCGGCCUCGACCUACACCUCCCAAUCUCUCUCGCCCUACACACGGGAAACCUACCGCUACACGCCUCUCCUCGCCUGGCUCCUACUCCCCACCACUUUUUCCCCCUCUUACCUCUGGUUCCACUUUGGUAAAAUCUUAUUCGCAACCUGUGACAUUGGCGCUGGGUAUUUUCAGUACAAGAUACUGCUGGGACGAGGAAUGGAUGCGGGGCGCGCGGGCAAAUAUGCAGGGAUAUGGUUGUUGAAUCCGAUGGUAGCGACGAUUAGUACGAGGGGGAGUAGUGAGGGUAUUUUGGGCGCGUUGGUGUUGGGAAUGCUGUGGGCGGUGUUGAGGGGGCGGGUGGCGGUGGCGGGGGUGUUGUUAGGGUUGGGGGUGCAUUUGAAGAUUUAUCCAGUGGUGUAUGGGGUGAGUAUUGUGUGGUUUUUGGAUCGGGAAACUAUUGCGGGGUUUGAGGGUAAGAGGAUUUCUGGGAGAGAGAAGAAGAUGGGGAAGAGAGGAAGUGGAAAGAGGGAUGAUGUUUGGGGGAAGGUCACGGGGUUUAUGAAUCGAGAGAGGAUUGUGUUGGUCGUGACUAGUUUGGUGACGUUUAUGGGUCUUAAUGCUCUUAUGUAUUACAUGUAA